CUGUCGCAAUAUCGCCUGGCGGUAAAAGCGCAAACGGUGACCAGCGACGUGAAGCUGGGUGACAGCAUCUCGGUUAACGGUGCGUGCCUGACGGUGGUGGAGUUCGAUUCCGGCAGUUUCGCCGUGGACUUGGCUCCGGAAACUUUACGCCGCACUUCGUUGGGUCAAGUCUCUGCGGGCGGCGCGGUUAACCUGGAGCGGGCGUUGCUGGCGUCGGACCGCAUGGGCGGCCACAUCGUUCAGGGGCACGUGGACGGGACUGGGACGGUGUCUGGAUUUAUUUCGGAAGCGGACUGUUACAUCAUGGAAAUUGAAGCCCCGUCGUCGCUGGUUCCCUACAUCGUCGAGAAGGGGUUUAUCUCGGUUGACGGGAUUAGCCUCACAGUGGUACAAAGAACGAACAAUCUUUUCACCAUUUCGGUGAUACCUUUUACAAUGCAAAACACAAACCUGCACGAGCGGAAGGUUGGCGACGCGGUAAACUUGGAAGCAGAUAUUCUGGCCAAGUAUGUGGAAAGUCUACUGGCCGCCAAACCAACCAACCUGGUGUAG
This is a messenger RNA of Geodia barretti, 552 nucleotides long. The record is from the annotation of a GenBank genome assembly. NCBI's taxonomy places the organism in Eukaryota, Metazoa, Porifera, Demospongiae, Tetractinellida, Geodiidae.